AUGGGUUCUGUAGUGCUCAAGUCGCUCUCGGUGCUCCUCGGCAUAUUCUUCGUUUUUGUCGGCACCAUGAAGCUGACUUCGCACAUCAGCAAGGACUUGCACAAGGACCUGAGAAAGGAAUAUGUCAAGUACGCAAAAGUAUUCCCGCUUUCGGGAACACUUGACUUUAAGGUGCCCAGCAAAUGGUAUCGGAGAGUCGUCGGCUCGCUCGAGAUUAUCUGCGGCCUCGCCAUGGCGAUUAUUCCAAGUCACAAAGUUAAAAACUUAUCGAACACAGUGCUACUUCUUUUGAUGCUGAUGGCCGUGUAUUCUCAUUACAUGGUUAACGACAAAUUCGAAAGGAUCGCCCCGGCACUGGUAUUCUUCUUUAUGCUGACGGGGCGAUUGGUGAUCGAUUGGCAGCUCAGGCGAGGAAACGCGCAAUCGGUGACGGCGAACGGUGUCGAUGACAGAGCUAAGAAGCAAGACUGAGUGGGAUUACAGUUGGAGAACGUGUUACCUGUUUUCACUUUAAAUCUCUUAAUUCUGCGAUUUCAUUUCUGGGACACUGAUUCUGAGAAAGAUUAAUUUAUUUAUAUAUAGACUCUUGUUCCCAUUUUUUCAAAAAUAAAAAAUAACAUUUUCUCUUAAG
Mycetomoellerius zeteki is the source of this 631-nucleotide messenger RNA. Its product is annotated as transmembrane protein 35. Gene Ontology annotation, biological process: chaperone-mediated protein complex assembly; positive regulation of protein localization to cell surface. Gene Ontology annotation, cellular component: endoplasmic reticulum. Bases 1 to 471 code for a protein of 156 amino acids. The record is from RefSeq and is a predicted model, not a curated record. Lineage: Eukaryota; Metazoa; Arthropoda; Insecta; Hymenoptera; Formicidae. The transcript has 4 exons.